Molecule: messenger RNA, 905 nt
Organism: Clupea harengus (Atlantic herring)
Lineage: Eukaryota; Metazoa; Chordata; Actinopteri; Clupeiformes; Clupeidae
Product: zgc:158868
Cellular component (GO): cytoplasm
Molecular function (GO): oxidoreductase activity
Source: RefSeq, a predicted model, not a curated record
AGGGAUGGGCCCGUUUCAUUUACCUGACAGGCACAGGUCAUGGCAGCUAAGAUCAGUGGGAGUGUUCUGGUGACCGGGUCCAACCGGGGGAUUGGGCUGGAGUUGGUCCGACAACUGUCUGAAUCCCUGUGCCCGCCAAACCAGAUCUUCGCUGGAUGCCGAGAUCCAAAUGGACCCAAAGCUAAGGAGUUGAGGGAGCUGGCACAAAAACACCAGCGACUGAUCACCCUUGUGUGCCUGGACACAACAAACCAGGCCAGUAUAACAGAGGCUGCGAGGGUGGUGGGAGCCAAGCUGAAGGACGGGAGUCUGAAUUUACUCAUCAACAAUGCUGCCGUGAACAUCCCUGGCUCUCUGGCAGAGACGGGAGAGAAGCAAAUGAUGGAGGUGUUCCAGACCAACACUGUAGGACCAAUGCUUCUGACUAAGGAGUUCCUGCCAUACCUUCGUAAUGCAGCCUCCCAGCCAGGUGCUCAGAGUGAGAUGUCCUGCCGGAGAUCAGCUGUUGUUAAUGUCUCUACUCUGAUCGCCUCUAUUGAGAAGUGCCCCGAGACCUUCCACGGAGCACCAAUGUACCCAUACCGGGUCAGCAAGGCUGCACUAAACAUGCUUACACGCUGCUUAGCUGAGGAUCUGAAGAAGGAUGGCAUUCUGGUCAUGGCCCUCCACCCAGGCUGGGUGAAGACGGACAUGGGUGGCCCAGAGGCUCCGCUUUCGACAGAGGAGAGUGUGAAAGGAACGCUGAACGUCAUCUCUUCGCUCUCAGAGAAACACGUUGGUACUCUUCUGGACUGGGAGGGGAAGGGCAUCCCGUGGUGAUGGGUUGAAGCACGAUACACAACGAUUUUAACCAAGUACCCUUUUUUAUCAUGUUAACAAAUGACAAUAAAGACAUGAGUAGUGAA